Puccinia graminis f. sp. tritici CRL 75-36-700-3 is the source of this 201-nucleotide messenger RNA. RefSeq lists its product as uncharacterized. The transcript is spliced from 2 exons. The coding region runs from base 1 to 201 and encodes 66 amino acids. The record is from RefSeq and is a predicted model, not a curated record. Lineage: Eukaryota; Fungi; Basidiomycota; Pucciniomycetes; Pucciniales; Pucciniaceae.
AUGGCCAAGAAAACUCCCUACUCCUGGAAUCCAGUGCAAACCUCUGCAAGUCUAGGAGGACCUCCACUUCAGAUUGAAGCACCAUCCAUCAACAGGGUUCGAGAGUUCAAAACAAACUUGGAAAGAUGUGAAACUCAAAUGCAAGAAAAAGUCAAUCAGAUUGCCGCCAGAAUGGAAUUAUUUGACAAGUUCAAGGUCUGA